Molecule: messenger RNA, 1539 nt
Organism: Linum trigynum
Lineage: Eukaryota; Viridiplantae; Streptophyta; Magnoliopsida; Malpighiales; Linaceae
Source: the annotation of a GenBank genome assembly
GGUAGAAGCAGCAGAAGAGGGAAUAAGAAAGAAAGAAGAGACGGAGGGCUGAUCACAACACGCUUGUUCCGUUUUUUAACGCGUCUCCCUCAAAUUCGUAUCCUUCCUAUAUAAUCUUUGAUUAUCUACCUACGCCCUAACAAGAAAAAAGGAGACGGUUGCUCUGCUGAAUUAUCCAAUUAAUCUCUGGUACGAACUCCUCCAUUUUCAAAAUUACCCUGUUUCUCUGUGGUUGCUUGUUCUUCUUUCCUUCCUUCCAUUUUAUUGACUGUUGGCAUGCUUAGCUUCUGCGAUGUUCCCAUUUCCUGCUGAUGCUUUUGAUCCGAUCAAUCUUUCUGGGUUCCAUUGAAUUUGAUCUGCGUGACCGAUUAAAACUCUUAACAACCCCAAAACUUCGAAUUUGGGGGGAGAUGUUUCAUGUUUUCUGGUGGGUUAUGGUGGCAAUCAGGGCUUGCUUCUUCCUUUAAAGAAUGACAGUUCGAUCGAUCCUAUCUUGCUAUCUUGUGAUUCCUUGAGUUGAGGGCAUGGAAAUUGAUAUGUAUACAUGGACGCUGCCAAGUCCUAAUUGUGAAUUCUGGAAAUAUUUUUUUCUCCCACCCAUCUGGGUUCCAUACAUAGAGCCACAUACAUGUCUGUGGCUGGAACAGUUUUGCCUGAAUCUUACUGAAUUUGGUAUUCUGUUCUAGCUUUUGAACUGAAGUUGAUCCCAACACAAUGGGAGGCGGCAAAGGCAAUGAGCAUGACUCUACCGAUAAGGGCUUGUUUUCAAGCCUAGGUGCGUUUGCAGCCGGCUCACAUUACCCUCCUCAGCACGGAGGAGGGUAUCCUCCACAAGGGUACCCGCCACAGGGGUACCCUCAGUACCCUCCUCCACAUGGGUAUCCACAGCCACCCCACGGCGGAUACCCUCCCCAAGGAGGGUACCCUCCAGCAGGCUAUCCUCCCCCCGGCGGAUACCCUCCUCCUGCUCACGGUGGUUAUCCUUCCCAUGGAGGACAUGGCGGUUACCCUCCAGCUGGUUACCCUGGUCCCUCCCAUCAAUCUGGGCAUGGGGGCGGUAUGGGGGCAAUGUUGGCAGGAGGUGCGGCGGCUGCAGCAGCUGCAUACGGGGCUCAUCACAUUGCUCAUAGUUCUCAUGGAUAUGGAGGGUACGGUCAUGGAUAUGGAGGAGGGUAUGGUCAUCAUGGCAAGUUCAAGCACGGGAAGUUUGGCAAGCAUGGGAUGUUUGGAAAGCACAAGGGUGGGAAACACUUCAAGAGGUGGAAGUAAAAAAAAACAUUUCAUAUGCUUGUCCUCUGGAAGAAUUCAAACGAUUACAUUUCAUCCAUUAUUAGUAGUGACCAGUGUGGCUUACAUCUGACUGCCUUAAGUUUCAUGGUCUGUAACUUUCUUAUUGUGUCUGCGUGGGGUUUGUGGUUAUGAUUUUAGCCAGCUGUGUGUAUCAAGAUCCUGAAUGAUUGGGUUCAUAUCAGGGUUUUUUUUUUUUUUUUAUGUCUAGGGACUUGUUGUUCUCUGGCUUAAAAAACCUGAUAGUCUAAG